ACAAGUAUUGACAGGAAAACCCUUAACAGGAACUUCUUCCCUCACUGAAGGGUUACGUAAAUAAUUUCGAAUGAGAAAACGGAGAUCCGCUAGAGCACAACAUGCUUGGUUUGAAAUUAAAACCGGGCAUAACACUGAUCUCCUUAGUGAAGAGGUUAAGAGGAGAAGAUGGAAGAUGAUGGGGCAUGUCCUACGACAAAACAGAAACAGCCAUACCAACAUAGCCCUAUCAUGGACACCUGAAGGAAAAAGGAAGAGAGGAAGGCCUAAGACCACCUGGCGAAGAACAGUUGAGAGAGAGAGGAGCAGCGCAGGAUGGCUUACAUGGGAUGAGGCAAGAGCUGCUACAGCCAACAGAGAAAAUUGGAGGGAUUCUGUGGAGGCCUUAUGUGCCACGAGGCACAAAGAAGCUAGGUAACAGGUAACAUAACACUGAUCUCAGAGUGAUACCUUCCUUCCCUUCGUAUUUGGCGCCAGUUGUGUCUUGUGAGAUGAAGGCCUGGGUAGGAGUAGUGACGUUGCGAGUGACUGCGUGGCUCUCAUUACGAAAAUCAAAAUGGCGGACGACAGCUCACCGGCAGCGAGCGAGAAGAAACAACCUCUUACAGCUGAUAUGAAAGGUUUAUCGGACGAUGGUGCGGUUGAACAGAAAGAAUACCUGGAAAUAUUCAAAGAUGUUUUGAAGUGUGUGAAGUAUCUGUUUGAUUUGAGUCGAGACAAAGACCACAAAGAGACAAAUGUUCCAGAAGAUGCUGUGGAACCACAGUCGAAUACAGAACUAAGCAACGUCCUGUCCCAGAUCUCCAGUUUAGUGAAUCAUGAAAUGCCACAAACACAGUUCACUUGUAAUCCAGAUCAUUACACUCAUACCAGCAUCAUUGCUAAGACCUUGUCGUUAUACUUAUCUCUGUUGGAUGAAUCGUACAUCAAAAAAUUAUCAGCAUGUAUAAAGUCCGACUGCUCACAUUGGUUAUCCAAGCUCUUUGGGUAUGAAAAUGCUUUGUCCUGCUUCCAUGAACAUCAGUGGGAUGGUUUGGUUCGAGUUUGCAGGUUGGCCUUAAGAGUAAAGUACCCCAAAUUUGGAACAGAAGGAUUUACAGCGCUCUAUACCAGACCUCCUGUUGUCUAUGUGAGCUCCUCUGCAUGCAAUGCACUAGGACAUUAUUUGUGUACUCAGCUUGGUUUGCCGCAAUCCAGUGUUUGUAAAGUGCCAUGCAACACAGUUUUUGGUUCAACACAUACAAUGGACAUUGCUGCAUUUGAGAGGCUUUUCAAUGAUGAUGUAUCCUGUGGCAAGACACCGCUCCUUCUCAUUGCAUAUGCUGGAACCCCAGUAGCUGGACAUACUGAUAACCUUAGUCGAUUAAGGGAGCUUUGCACACAGAAUGGCCUCUGGCUUCAUUUGGAAGGGGACACUCUUGCGACUCUAUGUCUUGAAACAAUUCCAGCUUCUUUAAAGAGUGCUCCUGCCUGUGACAGUAUGAGCCUGAAUAUCAGCAAGUGGUUUGCCUUGCCCAGUGCACCCUACUGUACAUUCUACAGAGCUAAAGAUUUAGUUUUGGCAGAGGCAUCAGGACUCAGUCAAAACCAUGAACCUGAUAGGCUGUCAGUACUUCCUCUUUGGAUUAGUAUUCAGACUAUUGGUCUAGAUAAAAUGCGAGAAAUGAUUUUACAUGCAGCUCAGCUGUCUCAACAGUUGUGUGUAAGCUUGGAUGGAAUGCAAGCUGCUGUGAAGAGAAUAGCCCAGCCACACUGUAUGUCCCCCAUGGUGGUGUUCAAAUACAAAGCAGCCCCUGUGUCUGUGAAUGGAUCUGCCAUCCUUGAUACAGAGCAGGAGGAAGGUUCAGAUCAAGAUGACGAGCAAGGUAAGGUUAUAUUAUUGAAAGGUUGUAGUGACUAUUUAUCCCAUUUUAUGGCCUAUAAUUGCAAAAGUAUCAACAAACAUUUACAGGCCCAGCCACACUGUAUGUCCCCCAUGGUGGUGUUCAAAUACAAAGCAGCCCCUGUGUCUGUGAAUGGAUCUGCCAUCCUUGAUACAGAGCAGGAGGAAGGUUCAGAUCAAGAUGACGAGCAAGUCUGCGGAACCACAAAUGAAAAUGUAGAAGAUUUUGUAAUUUGUCUUAAAGAGGAAGUGGCCAGACUAGAUGGCAUCCUUCUGUUUCAAGAGGAAUUUAGGUUAGCAACGGAAGGCAAGGAACAUGUUGUGGUUGUAGAAACCCAGGACACAUCAACCAUUGGAGCUCUACUGUGUGUUCCGCGAUACUGGACCAACAAAGAACUUGACAAGCUUAGAGAGGCUAAGAAGGUUGAACUUAAUGACUGGAACAAAGAAGUGUUGGCAAAGAUAACAGAAGGAAUGCCAGAUGUUUUCAGUAAGGGACGAACACAGGAUGGACUGACUUGUAUUAUAAUUGAACAGGUGGCUUCCACAUCGUCGGUUGAUGCAGUGGUAGAUUUUGUUUGUCAAGCAGCCACUGAGCUUGAAAGCUCGAGCAAGUAUUUGGAGCAGAUGGCAGAUGCAAUACAGAAGGGUAUUGAAGCAGCUCAACAGGACAUGGUUAAAGAUGCCGAGGAAAAACUCUUGGAGGAGGGUCUGUUACGACAAGUCCCACUCGUCGGUUCUUUUGUGAACUGGUUGUCACCUCUUCCUGAGGAACCCAAGACAAUUGGAAGAACGUUCAAUCUAACAUCUGGUAAUCUACACAGUACAGAAAAAAUCUACAAGUAUCACAUGCAAGUGCAAGAUGAAGAAGAUGAAGAAGCAAAACCUGUGACCCCAACAAAGUCAUCUCCAAAAGUCAGCCCAACGAAGGAAAGUCCUUCAACGGCAGAUUAAAUGAACUCCCCGACACAACCACAGCUUCAUCCUUGUACCAUAUACAUUACAAAGUCAUUAGAAUUUAUUGCAAAGUCAGUAGAAUGCCCAAACCAAAUAGUGGUCAAAUUACAUGUUAUGUAGUAUUUACAGUUUACAAUUAUUACUGGUAAGAAAAGCAUUAGACAAGCACUGUAGACCACGUCCGUGUUGCCAAGGAAAGGAAUUUGUUAGCCAAAGAUCCAAGACCAAUCUACGAAUAAAUUAAAUUAAUUUCAAGUAUUUAAAUGGCAGCAAAAACCUUCAAAAAAGAUGUAAAAGAAACUCUCGAAAUUGGAGUUUAGUAUCGUUCGUUGUCAUUGAGUAUUUGGGCCAAGUGAGCAUCUCUUUUUUGAUGGAGAAUGUGUCCCGUGGCCAUGGUUUCAAGUUGCCAGAAGUAUUGGCUAAGCCUUUAAGUCAAACAAAAAAGUGGGGUAUGGUAUAUUUUCAUUUUAUCAUCAAAAUAUUUAGGAUUUAGAUACCAAUAUUACUAUCAGGUGGCGCUUGGAAGAGGUUAUGCGUCUCAGUAGCAAAUGAGAAAUCCUAACAGUCAAUAUUUAAUUGCUAUUAUUACAGAUGGCAAAAAUGUUCCCGUAAUUUUUCAAUUAUGUAGCCAUUGAUAGUGUUGGGUUUACUGUUUUGAG
Molecule: messenger RNA, 3498 nt
Organism: Orbicella faveolata
Lineage: Eukaryota; Metazoa; Cnidaria; Anthozoa; Scleractinia; Merulinidae
Product: putative pyridoxal-dependent decarboxylase domain-containing protein 2
Biological process (GO): carboxylic acid metabolic process
Cellular component (GO): intracellular membrane-bounded organelle
Molecular function (GO): pyridoxal phosphate binding; carbon-carbon lyase activity
Source: RefSeq, a predicted model, not a curated record